Molecule: messenger RNA, 2333 nt
Organism: Neurospora crassa OR74A
Lineage: Eukaryota; Fungi; Ascomycota; Sordariomycetes; Sordariales; Sordariaceae
Gene: cit-1
Product: mitochondrial citrate synthase
Exons: 5
Coding region: 628-2037 (469 amino acids)
Biological process (GO): citrate metabolic process; tricarboxylic acid cycle; carbohydrate metabolic process
Cellular component (GO): mitochondrial matrix
Source: RefSeq, a predicted model, not a curated record
GCUUCAUGAUCCAAAUUGACCACAUUCAGGGCCGGAUAUUGUAUCCAUCAAAAAACGGAGAUUUGGCGCCGGCCUCUACGGUGAUUACGGUGUGGGCUUCUCCAGUCUCAUACUCGCGGAUUCGCGAGGGAAGAGGAGCAUCUGCCUGUCUACGAGUCGGCCAUUGUGGAUCAAGCAGCGUGUCGUGUCACGAGCAUCGCGGCCCGGUGUAUUGUACAAUACAACAACUUCGUGAGAGAACUGGCCCGAACACCCCGGUCCACUGGCCCGAGCAGAGUGGGAGCCCCGCCUAUUUGCUCCCGCCCGUGAACAUUAUUGGAUCCAAUUGGCACUGGCAAUUGCGGGCAAUUCGCAUCCAGUCGGGGCAGGCCAAUCCCCCGGCAGGAGCGACGGGAGCAGAGCCCGCCAAAGCCACCUAACGGACCUCUGGACCUGCCCUGGUUCGCUGGUUGCGACGGCAGGUCAGGCAUAUUUUCCCACGCAUUGCCUGCUCCCCGGCUGCGCUUUUUUUUCAAGCCCGUGCCGCCUUGAUUGCUUCAACCUGAACCUUUUCCCUUUCUUCUCUCCUUUCCGUACUGUUCCUUUCUCCUCAACCACACCACAUCCCGUCCUCCCACUCAGUAAACCAUGGCUCCCGUUAUGCGCCUGGGCUCCGCCGCCCUGAGGUCCUCCAUCCACCUCACUUCUCGCCAGACUGCCUUCACUGCCGCCAGAUGCUACUCUUCCAAGACUCAGACUCUCAAGGAGCGCUUCGCUGAGCUCCUCCCCGAGAACAUCGAGAAGAUCAAGGCCCUCCGCAAGGAGCACGGUUCCAAGGUCGUCGACAAGGUCACUCUCGACCAGGUCUAUGGCGGUGCCCGUGGCAUCAAGUGCCUUGUCUGGGAGGGUUCCGUCCUCGACGCCGAGGAGGGUAUCCGUUUCCGCGGCAAGACCAUCCCCGAGUGCCAGGAACUGCUUCCCAAGGCUCCCGGCGGCAAGGAGCCCCUGCCCGAGGGUCUCUUCUGGCUUCUCCUGACCGGUGAGGUCCCCUCCGAGCAGCAGGUCCGCGACCUUUCUGCCGAGUGGGCUGCCCGCUCCGAUGUCCCCAAGUUCAUUGAGGAGCUCAUCGACCGCUGCCCCUCUGACCUCCACCCCAUGGCUCAGCUCUCCCUCGCUGUCACCGCUCUCGAGCACACCUCUUCCUUCGCCCGUGCCUACGCCAAGGGUAUCAACAAGAAGGAGUACUGGGGCUACACCUUUGAGGACUCCAUGGACCUCAUUGCCAAGCUCCCCACCAUUGCUGCCCGCAUCUACCAGAACGUCUUCAAGGGCGGCAAGGUCGCUGCUGUCCAGAAGGACAAGGACUACUCCUUCAACUUCGCCAACCAGCUCGGCUUCGGCGACAACAAGGACUUCGUUGAGCUCCUCCGUCUCUACCUCACCAUCCACACCGAUCACGAGGGUGGCAACGUCUCUGCCCACACCACUCACCUUGUCGGCUCUGCUCUCAGCUCUCCCUUCCUCUCCGUCGCUGCCGGUCUGAACGGUCUCGCCGGUCCCCUCCACGGUCUUGCCAACCAGGAGGUCCUUAACUGGCUCACCGAGAUGAAGAAGGUCAUCGGUGACGAUCUCUCCGAUGAGGCCAUCACCAAGUACCUCUGGGACACCCUUAACGCCGGUCGCGUUGUCCCCGGUUACGGCCACGCCGUCCUCCGCAAGACCGACCCCCGCUACUCUGCCCAGCGCAAGUUCGCCCAGGAGCACCUCCCCGAGGACCCCAUGUUCCAGCUCGUCAGCCAGGUCUACAAGAUCGCCCCCAAGGUCCUCACCGAGCACGGCAAGACCAAGAACCCCUACCCCAACGUCGAUGCCCACUCUGGUGUCCUUCUCCAGCACUAUGGUCUUACUGAGGCCAACUACUACACUGUUCUCUUCGGUGUUUCCCGCGCCAUUGGUGUCCUUCCUCAGCUGAUUAUCGACCGCGCCGUCGGUGCCCCCAUUGAGAGGCCCAAGUCUUACUCCACUGACAAGUGGAUCGAGAUCUGCAAGAAGCUUUAAAUCAAGCGAUUGUUGUGAUAGUAGUAAUGGUUAGGUAGUUUGGCGCGACGGUCGGAAAACGGUCGGGCUUCGGUUCUUUUCAGCAUAGAAUGGAUGGGAUCUUCAUUUCAAGCAGCAGCCUUUUCGCGCCUCAGAUGAUGUAUCGUGAACUACAAGGCACCAAGAGGGUUGGUGUGUGUACAGACAUGUGGAGAAACAUCCGGGGUCGUUGGAAGGCGAUAUCAUCCAUUUCAUUCGCUUGUAAUAUAAAUAUGACGACAAUAUACCACACACGCGUUCUUUGAUGGCAAUUUCCU